Messenger RNA from Thelazia callipaeda (thelaziosis nematode), 993 nucleotides. The record is from the annotation of a GenBank genome assembly. NCBI's taxonomy places the organism in Eukaryota, Metazoa, Nematoda, Chromadorea, Rhabditida, Thelaziidae.
AUGUCAACAAAGACUGAUGAAGCUAGCAAUUCUAUGACGAUGGCUGAUCAUCAAAAGUUGUUCGUCGGUUUGGUAUGUAGUGAUGCGGAAUUGGUUGAAUAUUAUGUUCAGUUAAUUACUGAAUUAAAGCGGUUUAGUUUAAAAGCUAUUUGGUGUCCAGAUACGGAACGAAGUAUACAAAUCGCUGCUGAUAAUGAUAUACCUUCAGUUUCUCAUACCGCAUUUCAGCUUAUUUCGAGAAAUGAUACAAAUACCGUGGUAAUUGCAGGGCAUGUGGCUCAUAAUGCAUUGUUUUGCAUGCAAUCACAAGCUUUGAAAAAGAAAGUAAUAUGUAUUGGAGUUGCUGCCCUUUCUCUACAUACUGCUCAAAUACUUCUAGAAUUUUCUGAAAAGCAUCAAACAUUCCUGCGAAUAAUAUACCCAUUAAGACAUUCAGUUCCAAUGACGUUAAUUGAGGCAAAUAUUGCAAAAAUAGGUGCAAUACAAAGUAUCAAUGUAGAAGCAACGUUUCUGGCACCUGAAGAUUGUAAGCAUCGCUUAUAUAAUGACUGUAAUUCAAUGCUGCAUCAAGUGAGUCAUGAAAUUAUUGAUGCACUGAAAGGAAUUUGUGGUUGUUAUCCAUCACCAAUUUCGACUACUUGCCAUCAGCGAAGCAGUUUGGUGGAGCACUUCCGAUUGCAGGAAUUGCGAUACUUGCAUAUGCAAGUUGCAUUUGGUAAUGCAGUUGCAAGUAUUCAAAUAGCUUCACAUACUACCAAAUCGUUGAAUAUUCGAGUUAUCGGUGAAUUAGGAUUCUUCAAUCUGAAUCCUCAAAUGUUAACUUUGGAAGGAUGUGAUGGACAAGGAGUUCUGUGGCGCGGUGAUGGCAACAUAGAAAAUAUGAUGCGUAUAGGGGCCAUGAAAGCUCUAGAAAACUGGGACUCUGGUAAAACAUCAGUGCUUAGAGACGAACUAACUUUGGUCGAGUGUGUUUCCAAUUGUCGCUUUAUAUAA